This is a messenger RNA of Gilbertella persicaria, 702 nucleotides long. RefSeq lists its product as uncharacterized. The record is from RefSeq and is a predicted model, not a curated record. Lineage: Eukaryota; Fungi; Mucoromycota; Mucoromycetes; Mucorales; Choanephoraceae. The coding region runs from base 1 to 702 and encodes 233 amino acids. Gene Ontology annotation, biological process: kinetochore assembly; mitotic cell cycle; protein localization to kinetochore. The transcript has 5 exons. Gene Ontology annotation, cellular component: nucleus; chromosome, centromeric region.
AUGUCAACAAAAAAAGAAUCAAGACCUUAUAUUCGAAAUGAACUAUUAACAGAACUGUUUGGUUCUAAACCUGAACAUGUACUGCAUGAUAUGUAUGAAUUAUCAAAUGCCUUGUCUUAUAAAGUAAUAGAGGGUAUCGCAGACAGACUUAUAUCUAUAUGCCCUGAAAAAAGAAGAGAAAUAGAACUCGCAUUAGAGAAAUAUGAAAUUGAUAUUGAAAAGAAGUUGGAUGGUGCAUUCAAUAUAUUACAACAGUAUAGUUCUCAAGUUGUCUGGAAGAUUUCUCCUCAGUUAGAUAUUCAGCUUGAACAUUAUAAAGAUGUAGCCAUGGAUACAGAUGCAGACAAGAUAGACGAUGAAUUGACAAGACUAAGAAAUGCAGUCAUUCAACAAAAGAAAUUACAUGCCAUAUUACAGUAUAAACAUCAUACAUUACAACAAGACAACCAAGAAUUAGACAACUAUUUACUAGCACUUUACUUUUUAACCGAGAUACCCAAGCAAGAAAAUGUAUCAAAUUCUACAAAAGACUUUCAGUUUAUUAAAGAUGAAUUGGAUUCCAUUGUUCCAGAUAUAGCAACACUUAUACAAGCACUUAAUAAGGAAAAAGCCAUGGGCAACACAAGUCAUUUAUCAGAGAUGGAACAAACAGAGCGAAUGCGUGCUAAAAUCGACGCCUUAUUAAAACGAGGAGAUAAAUAA